Molecule: messenger RNA, 1347 nt
Organism: Talaromyces atroroseus
Lineage: Eukaryota; Fungi; Ascomycota; Eurotiomycetes; Eurotiales; Trichocomaceae
Exons: 2
Coding region: 1-1347 (448 amino acids)
Source: RefSeq, a predicted model, not a curated record
AUGGCCCACCAACCAGACAAACUCCCAUGGAAUAUGCUGAUCCAAAAUCUGGAAUACUACUCCCUAAACCACUCGGUACAGCCACCGGCAUCAAACCUUUACCUUGCACUCAGACCAGACCAAAGUAAGGACAUAACAACCUUUGCAAAGACUUUUUCCCAAACACUUUCAGAACAUAUUUCUCUCGAGCGCGAAAAGUACCCAAGAACUUAUGAUCCUCCGGAUGAAGACGAUCUUAUCGUCGACGACGCUACAGCUAGGAGAAUCAGCCCGGCUAUCGCUAAACGGACCUGGUUUUUUCACACAGAUCCGAAACUAGAUAGUGAAAAUUUGCUCAACACACAGCCAUGUCACCAUUCUACCGACGAAAAUACUCGGUAUGGUUAUGACGACUAUGUCCCGGGGGACAGCAACUACUCCGAUGGAUUCAAGUUUAACUGUAAAUGCGCACUCCCCCUGCGGGAAAGAAAACGACACGCUUUUUUACGCAAAUAUCGACCUAAUGAAUGCUACGGAUUUUAUCAUGUCAACAAGGCUGCUUUUUUCAAUCUAGAUGUCGUCAAGACCCUGUUCAUGCAUGGCGAAAUGGACCCGGUUCUCCGUGUCUGCUCGCAUCCGAAUGUUGGUUACGGUCUCUGGCAAGAUUCCCAGUUCCAGGAAGACCGAGAGGACCAGCAACGCAAAGACGACCACCGCAACACAAAAGUAUACCAGGAAAUGCUACACCGAUGCACCAAGAAUUUUGGAUGUCCAAUUUCAAACUUCCCGCACCAGCGAUUCUUCGGGAUCACAGACGAACAUUUCGGAGAAGAGUUCUAUAUUACUAGAUAUGCAGCGGAAGGAUGGCCUGUUCUUGCCAACGCCAUAGUGGCAUGCAACUUUAGGGCUAGCUUCAAGGCCAGGCCUAGAAACGAGGAGUUCUGGGAAAUAGUCUUCUCGUCGGACAGAAGGAUUGACGGAUUUAUGUUUCCAUUCGGAGCUAUUCCUUUUGAUGUCUUUUUGAACCACUUGCAUAACGAAGCUCCAUAUCUUCUGCAUGAGAAGGAGGUUACUGAGGUCUGCCACCUUCUGUGCAGUUGGACUAGGCUGCCGUAUGAGCUUAUCCUUUUGAUUAUGGAGUUCGCAGGGUAUAGUGAACAGAGACGCCUACUUCCUGUUGCACAUGAUCCGUUAAAUCUGCAGAAUGGGGAGGAGUUGGAGAAGUACCUCGAGGAGUGCUGGGGGAUUCUGGUUAGGUGUGGUAUGUUCGCUGAGGCACUGGGAGAUCCGAUCGACUGGGAAGAUGAAGUGAAGCAUCGACUGACUUGGAUGUUUAAAAGACCGAAGAUGCAGACAUUGAGUAUGUAA